UUCUCUUCACGGAGGCAUCUAAAUUUCUGACAAAAUUUGUUUCGGGUUAAAAAGAUUCCGCAUUUUAUCAAAAUAAAUUUACCGGUUAGCAUCGGGAAGUUCAAUUCUGGUUCUUAUCAGUGCUACACAGUACAUCGUGGCCGGUGUUUGCCAGGAACCGCCAGAACGCAGUUUUUCUCGGUGUGUUUGGUAAGACAGUGCUUGGCAGCGGAAGCAUAGCGGGGUGAUUUGUUUUCGUUUUCUCUGAUCGGAGGCUGCUACGGGAAGUGUGCGUGCGUGUGUUUCGGACUCAUUUGCCGCGUUACUUAUCUCAUUUUGACUGCCUAAAGUGGAAAAGUACCGAUUUCGGGAUGUAAAUGACCUGCCGAAAGUGGAUCAACCGUGGUAGUGGAAGCUAAAAGUGCCAAGUACGUUUUGUUUACAUUUCCAGUGCCAAGAGUGUUGUGCAAGUUUCCCGCUUUGAUUGGCCUUGAAAAAAUAGUGUUCCCUUGGAAGAAUAAGCCGUGUGGGUUGCCUAUCGAUGGUCAGCUAGCUGAGAAUAUUCCGCGGAAGACAGAUACAAUGAGUGCAAUUUGAGAACCUGUAUCGGAACGGAUCGCCAUUGACAUAAAGAGAAGAACAAUGUCAAAAACAACAACACUGUCAGUGACUGCAACAGCAGCUGGUGGAGUAGGCGGAGGAGGAGGAGGGGUUGGCAUAGCAGCAGUAGCGGGAGAAUUUGAUGUACCCGCAUUCGAACAGAAGCUGAAGGAGCUUAAGGAUACCCAGGAUAGCAUACAGCAGCUUUCGGCGUGGUGUCUACAAAGAAGGGCUCACCAUAAAAAGAUCGUGAUUAGCUGGCUAAAUGUGCUGAAGCAAGUGAAAGUGGAAAACCGACUGACGCUGUUCUACCUGGCGAACGAUGUCAUUCAGUACAGUAAACGGAAGAACUACGAGUAUGUCGACAGCUGGGGAACGUAUCUCCAGAAGGCGACGACAUUGGUUCGCGACGAGAAGGUAAAGCACAAAAUCCUUCGAAUCUUCAAGAUCUGGGAACAGCGUGAAAUCUACAACGAUGAGUUUUUGGCCGAUCUGAACGGUUUGCUGAGCGCCACAACAUCGGCGAAGAAGAGUGACUCCUCAACGAGUGUGACAUCCUCGUCUAGCAAUGCCUCGCAACCGGUUACACUGGCUAGCGGUCCCAGCAGACUGGCGGAACAGGCCAAACACGUUACCGUUACGGUGGAUGUUGACGACUUUCAGGCAGCGUCGCUGGUUUCCACCAUUAAGGAUUGUGUCAAGAACGAAACCGACACGGACACGACUUUCAAGAGUCUGAACAAAACACCGCUGGUCGAUGUUGAGAUGGUGAAGAAUUCCAUCAAAGGGAAAGAACGUAAGAGAGUGGAGGACGUCGAACAUGAGAUUGAGGAGAAUCUGGUUCAUUACCAAAGCUAUGUGCACAGUUUGAAAACGGAGAUCAAAUCGAGGAAACUGCUGUUGACCUUACUGGAACAAGCUGAUACGUUCUACCACAAUCAACGUGGGGAGGUGAAAGUGGUGGUGAAUGCGUAUCGGAACUUCGGCAAUCGACUGAAAAGCAUGAAGAAAAAGUUGGACGAAUUGACAACUACAUUGCCGAGUCCGAUGCCUUCGCCAGACAUCAAUGCACCUUCUCCGGAACCGGACAUGGACCUCCAGCUGCCCGAAGAUCAAAACUUUUUCAAUGUAAACGGAAUGAUGAACAGCUAUAUGGAUGGAAAUUUGCCGUUCGAUAUCAACGACUUCCGAAGGGAUUCUCCGACGACGAAUGCAGUGCAACCAAUACAAGUGAUUAACUCCAGAAAGGAAGAAUCGGAGGGAGUAAAUGAUUUUCUAAAAACGUUUUUCCCAGAUACGCCCAGUAACCAGCAUUAUGGCGCUGGUCGUGGUGGAGGAGGACCCGGUGGAGGACAGCAACCUCCUCCAUCACAUAAUUCCGCUGGUUCUGGUCCGUACGUUCCAUCACAGCACAGUAGUAGUUCAUCGCUGGAGGAGUACGGAAAUGGUGGAAACGGUCCCGAUUAUACGGCCAGUCUCAACAGUUACGGUGUUCCGUCGGGUGUGGUAAGCGGUGGUCCCGAUUAUGGACUUCCGGGACUUGGUCCACGCCAGAACAAUCGCCAUAACAUGGGCAUGGGACGGAAUUACGGUGCAGGACCACAGUACAAUCAGCCAAUGUUGUCGGAUUACCCCGCGGGAAGAUCUCAACCAGGAGGCCCUCGAAGGCCGCUGCUUCCACCCCCUCAGCCGGUUAAUCUGGAUCGCUCCGAUGACUAUAACUCGACGUGGGACAUGUCGAUGACUUGGGAUGGACCUCAUGAUUCCUCCUUCCAAAGUCUCGACACGCCAGUGUCACCUCCCCACUACGAGAGAAAAGGUAACUCGAACGUUAUUGAAUACAUUGACGGUGUCAGUGAGGAAGGUCCACUACAAGACGUAGAUCACCGACAGCUUCCUAACAUGCCAAUUCCUGCCUUUAUAAAGGACAAAGGACGAUUGAUGGACGUCGAUCACCGUAAUCUUAUUUCGCUGACUGGUUCGCCUGGGCCAUUGCUCAGUAAAUCGGGCUUAGAUGAUCUCGAGGACAUUGAUGACGACGACGAUGACGAUGUUAUAUUACUGACGGGCGACCAGCAGAAUAAUUCAAAUUCGAAAGGAAAGCCAACUCCGGCACCUGUUUCUCCAGUUACAACGGACAACUCGUACUCGUGGGGCACUGGCAGCGGCGAUGUCGAUCUGAGGCAUACCAAUCUAAAUCUUAUUGUACCGCCACCUAUGCCGGCGACAACCAGCAGUAGCAACACAAGCAUAGCUACUACUACUACCACUAGCAGCACUAGCGAACCGAAAGAUCUCGAUAUGCGGAUACAGUCGAUGCAGAAAACGCACUUCGGAGGAGUAGAAGGAGAAUCAACGGACGAAUCCAAGGCUGGCGAGGAUGCACUUCAGCUAUUGCAGACUCCUACCUCAUUGCUGGAAAUUGACGAUUUUCUGCAAAACUUUGAGCGGGAAAACUUCGAUCUGAGUAAACCGCCCACGGUGCUGAUGAGCAAUCAAACUGAGUCAUCGCUAUCGCCGUCGCCCUCGAUGAUGGAUGUAACUGCAUCGACCCCCAAACGGACGGCGCAGGCAAGCAAUGACGCCGCCGAUCAAUCCGGCCCGGAGCGGCCAACCGACAACACCGAAAGCAUCGACAUGGACCUAUCCGACGAAGAGUACGUCCCAGAGCAUCCUACGGAAUCGACGUCAGGUAAGAGCAGCGCUUCUGCCGAUAAGUCUACUUCUUCCCCUCUGUCAACGACUCUAUCUUCGGUGCUUCCGGUGGCGGGCAAUAACAAAAUAGUCUCUUCUGCUAAACAACCAACCGAUAUUGGUACUGGUGGUUCAAAAGAUACGACGGAAAAUUCUCUUUCAGCGCCCCACGAAGAUCCCUUGGAAGACUCGACGGAACCGUACGAACCGUUUGAAGGGGAAGACGACGAAGACAUGUUGAUUCCGAUGGCUCCUCCAGUGCCGCCAAUUCAGGAGGAGAAUGUAAACCCACCACCAUUGGUGAUUCAGCACCUGCAGCAACAGCAACAACAACAGCAUCGACCACCGUUACUGCCUGAUCCGGAGUAUCCUCCGUCGUUUCCGUUUCAAGCGCAACAACAACAACAGCACCAGCAACAACAGAGAAAGCAGUGGGAUAUUCCUCCGCCACAAUUUAACAACUUUGGGACAGGUUUGCCCAGCUUAGUCGAUUUAGAUCCCUUCGGAGAAUUUCCCAAUUUAGCGGCGGGGUUGAACAAUCUUAGUCAACCGCAACAGUCGGGAAUGCCACCUCAUAUGUGGAACAAUCAACAGCAACAGCAACAGCAGCAGCAACAGCAACAGCAACAACAGGGUAUGGGACCGAUGGGUGGUCCGCUUGGAAAUCAGUUCCACCCACCUAAUAGGCCACCGUUCGGGGGAUCACCGUUCAACAAUAACAAAAUGAACAACUUUAGGAACAACAACAACUGGGGUGGCCGAGGGGGUGGUGGAGGUGGACCUAGGCAUGGAUCACCCUACUUCCGUGGUGGUGGAGGAGGAGGUGGUGGCCGAGGUAAUUUCCGCGGUGGAAUCAACAAGUUUCACGGCGGUGGUCAUCAUAACAACAACAACAACAACAACAAUAGGGGUGGAAAUUGUAUUCCACCCAAAUAGAGCGAAAAGAAAAAUCUAAUUUCACAGUCAACAAAGUCAGUGUAGGUUAGAAAUAGAGCAAAAACCUCGAAAACAAAAAAAAAGAAGCAUGAAACAAUUGAGUCCCGAGGGUACGGUUGAAAUCUUCAUCGUAGUUGUAAAUAUGUAUGUGUGCAUGUGGUGAGCUCAACAGCAGGUUUACAGUAAGCAUGUUUAGGGUAUAGUCAAACUAUCAGAAAACAUAGGAGUUUAAGGGACCCGCAGAGGAAAUUAGUGGUGUAACAUUGCAACUAACGUUUUUCUCUCACUAUUAUUGACUACCAUUCACUAGGUUAGACUCGUUCAUACAAAACGGUGGAGAUAUACUUGAGCUCAUUAACCGGUUCGCUCCCCGCUAGGGCUGUCGAAGGAAGUUUAAGAAACCUGCCCUAUACUUAACUUUUUAAUUACCUACUGUAUAAACCGAAGCCGAACGGACAGGACCCGUUUGAAACGCAAACCAACAAAAGUUUUUUCUUUUUUAAAUGUUGAAUUCAAUAGCCAUUUGUUGACAAAUAACUUUUAGCACUUAAUAUUGGACAACAUAUGAUCUGUAAGAUGCAUUCAAAGCCAGAGUUUACUAGAAGAUUGUCGUAAAGGGCGACCGGAAGUAAGAAGUUUAACUGUAAAUAUAAGUAUUUAUACUAGUGUUCUGUACUACACAGAAAGUGUGCAUGUGUUUCAAACUAGCAACAUGACUAUCUAGCAAUAGAGCGCACCUUUGAGGCAUAGUUGGUUUUGAACGUCCUGAGUAAAUUGAGUUGAUGCAUUAUAUAAUUGAAAAAAUGGAAUAAAGAUAGAUACAAUUUGAAAUAAUAAAACAAGACAACUGUUAGCAGUUUAUCAUAAAUAGAAUAGAAGCAAAGUCCAUCAUUAGAUUAAGAUAGCAACAUCGUCCAGAUUUCAGCACUGUGCUUUGGAAAUAUUUUACUCCUACGUUUGUUUUCCUGAUUUUGCACACAGCAGUUGUACUGAAUGUUUCAUAACUUUUCAAAUCUAUAUUUAGCAGA
Messenger RNA from Ochlerotatus camptorhynchus, 5237 nucleotides. RefSeq lists its product as uncharacterized. The transcript is spliced from 9 exons. The record is from RefSeq and is a predicted model, not a curated record. Gene Ontology annotation, molecular function: RNA polymerase II complex binding. The coding region runs from base 622 to 4209 and encodes 1195 amino acids. Lineage: Eukaryota; Metazoa; Arthropoda; Insecta; Diptera; Culicidae. Gene Ontology annotation, biological process: mRNA 3'-end processing.